GUAACACAUCUAGCACGAAUCACCGGCAAUGUGGUCGUACGAAUCAACAAUCACGAGCAUACGGAUCUACAAGAGUACAUCGGUUCGUAUGCACCGGACGCCACUGGGAAACUGGUCUUCGUUGAGGGUGCGCUUCUGAAGGCAGUUCGAGCGGGUAGUUGGGUGAUUCUGGACGAAUUGAAUCUGGCACCGACGGAUGUUAUUGAGGCGUUGAAUCGGUUAUUGGACGAUAAUCGUGAAUUGUUUGUAUCCGAACUGAACAACACCGUGAAAGCACAUCCAUCGUUCCGGUUGUUCGCCACACAAAAUCCGGUCUCAACCUAUGCGGGACGAAAGCGUUUAUCACGAGCGUUGGUCAAUCGCUUUGUGGUGCUGAAAUUUGAGCAUCUUCCAUUCGACGAACUGGCACAAAUGGUGUGUGCAAGAUGCGCUGUAGCACCAUCUUCGGCCAACAAGAUGGUGUCGGUGUUAUGUGAGUUACGAGCUCAGCGAAGUCUGAUGGGUGUUUUUUCGGCUCGAGACGGCCUGAUGACGCUGCGAGACGUGUUUAGAUGGGCGAAACGUCUAGCGAACUCGGACGCAACAGCAGAUUGGCAACAGAGUCUGGCAGAUCAGGGUUUGAAAUUAGAUUUUGUGAAGUUGGAUUGGAAUGUGAUUGUAGCAUUUAGUUUCUUCCUGCUGGCAGCACGAUGUCGCAACUCCGUCGACGAGCAACUAGUCAAAGAGACACUCGAAAAGAUUUUGAAACGUCGAAUUGACGUCGAUAAACUGUUUGCGAUGGAUUCACCGUAUAUGCCUGAAUGGUUGAAGGACGAUUGUAUGGCUAAUGAAAAUGUAGUGUUAACUAAGGCUAUGCGUAGAAUGCUGGUGCUGUGUGCACAAGCAUGGCAUAACGAUGAGCCGGUUCUGAUGGUUGGAGAAACUGGAGGAGGGAAAACAACUGUGGCUGAUCUGAUUACGAAGGUAUGA
Molecule: messenger RNA, 969 nt
Organism: Anisakis simplex (herring worm)
Lineage: Eukaryota; Metazoa; Nematoda; Chromadorea; Rhabditida; Anisakidae
Source: the annotation of a GenBank genome assembly